UUCUGAGCAUUCACCCAUCCUCACUGUCCUACAACCUAGAACCUAAGAUCACCUACUCCAUUCGCUUCUCCAUCUACUGUCAACAAGACGGUGACACGAAGUGUCACCUCUAUCAAACAUCCAACUAUGGGUCUUCUACCUCUCACCUACCGCCGACCGGUAUACGUCAGCAACACCAGCUCAGCCCGCGAGAGCACUUCAGACGUAUCCGACAGUGGCGAUGAAAAGCAGAGCAACACCUCCUCAUCCUUGCGCUCCGGCAAUUCUGGAAAGUUGCAGGGCAUCCCAGAGUCGCUCACUUUUGACAAGAUUAUCAACGGUGGCACAUGCCCUCCUUGUACUGUGCGUGACUUCAUGAAUUACCUGAUCUACAUUGAGCAUGCGGCGGAAAACCUUCAAUUCUUCCUCUGGCACCGGGACUUCCAGAAGCGUUUUGGGGAAGCAAAGACGUCUGACAUGUCUCUCGCCCCCGAGUGGACCGAAGCCAUGGAGACUGACUUGCUUCAACGCAUGAACAAGGAAAAGUCACAGAAGAUGCGCAAGAAGCCCGGCCAAGAGAUAUUCAAGGGAACCGAUUUCGAGAAGAAGGGUGCCACGAGCGGCAUCGUGCAAGACUCCAGCGACCCAUUCCACACCCCUCCACGUACCCCAAACGACUACGAAGGCUCAGUUUACACGGGGUCUCAAGGCGUGUCGAAUGCCGAUUCGUACCGCUCUCAGGCCAGUGAUGCAUUCGCGGCCGUGGGUGCCAAGCAGCCUUUCACCAUCCAGCCUUUCCGUGAAGAGAUUGACCGUGUUAUCGCCACGUACAUUAUGGAGGGCGCGCCGCGACAACUCAACCUCUCGGCCAAGGAACGUGACGCCACUCUUCACGCCUUCGCGUACACUACCCAUCCUACGGCCUGUCGCAUGGCCAUUAAAGUAAUUGAGAACUCUCUCCGCCAGCAGGCUCACCCCAACUUCAUUCGUUGGUCCAUCUGCAACGGUAACCCCGCUCGCGUCUUCUUCGCCCGGGCUCUUGGUGUUGGUCUCAUUGCCAUCGCCUUUGUCGUCGCCAUCUUGAUUACUCUCAGCCGCGCCGGCCGCGGAUGGCGAGCACUAGCUGCUAUCGGAUGGGUUCUGGGAAUUUCUACCUUGGUCGCAGCCUACAAGGGCAUGUGUGUUGUCCUACACGGUAUGCACCAUCGUCACGUUCGUCCCUGGGAGCUCUUCGUGGACGAGGAGAAUGACGACCGCAAAACUUCCUUCGACACGUUUGGAUCUAACAACAGCUAUGAGUCGGAGCCUUGGGUCAUCAAGUAUGAGAAGCGCAACAUUGUCCGCAAGAUCUUUGACCGCGAGGUGUGGAUUGAGGAGCCUGCUCUGCGCACCAUCCAGGAUACCAUCUUCCUUCAGGCAAUGCUAUGUGCCGUACUCGUUGGCGGUGUUUUCACUGCCAUCUUUGUUGCCAUCCCAAAGCAUGGAUACUUUUAAGUGUGUCCUUUUCCGAGACAGACAGCUGGGACAG
This is a messenger RNA of Colletotrichum acutatum, 1507 nucleotides long. RefSeq lists its product as uncharacterized. The record is from RefSeq and is a predicted model, not a curated record. NCBI's taxonomy places the organism in Eukaryota, Fungi, Ascomycota, Sordariomycetes, Glomerellales, Glomerellaceae. The transcript has 3 exons. Bases 127 to 1473 code for a protein of 448 amino acids.